Menidia menidia (Atlantic silverside) is the source of this 1194-nucleotide messenger RNA. The record is from the annotation of a GenBank genome assembly. Lineage: Eukaryota; Metazoa; Chordata; Actinopteri; Atheriniformes; Atherinopsidae.
AUGGGUCAGUCCCAGGUGAGCUCACCUCUCUGUUCUCCGGCUCUUUCAGAGAAACCGACCGUCAUCGAUGUGGGCAUUUAUGUCAACAGCAUCGGGCCCGUGUCAUCCAUCGACAUGGAGUAUCAGAUCGAUAUCAUCUUUGCCCAGACCUGGACGGACACCCGGCUGCGCUACAAUAGCAGCAGCAUGCGCCUGCUAACCCUCAACAGCAACAUGGUUGGUCUGAUCUGGCUGCCUGACACCAUCUUUAGGAACUCCAAAAACGCAGAUUCGCACUGGAUAACGACGCCCAAUCAGCUGCUUCGCAUCUGGAACAACGGAAAAAUACUUUACACUCUGAGGAUGACGAUCAACGCCGAGUGCCAGCUGCAGCUCCAUAAUUUCCCCAUGGACGAGCACUCCUGUCCUCUGGUCUUCUCCAGCUACGGAUACCCCCGGGACGAGAUCGUGUACAAGUGGAAGCGAAACUCGGUGGAGACUUCGGAUCAGAAGUACUGGAGGCUUUACCAGUUCGACUUCAUGGGGCUCCGCAACACAACCGACGUGCUCACGACCACAGCAGGCGACUACGUGGUGAUGACGGUUUACUUUGACCUCAGCAGAAGGAUGGGCUACUUCACCAUCCAGACCUACAUCCCCUGCAUCCUGACUGUGGUCCUCUCCUGGGUCUCCUUCUGGAUUAAAAGCGACGCCACGCCGGCGAGGACAGCUCUAGGCAUCACCACCGUGCUGACCAUGACCACCCUGAGCACCGUAGCCAGGAACUCGCUCCCCAGAGUGUCCUACGUGACGGCCAUGGACCUGUUCGUCACCGUCUGCUUCCUGUUCGUCUUCGCCGCCAUGAUCGAGUACGCCAUGCUCAACUACUACUCCUACAGCAUACGCAGGCCUCCGCCCAAGACCCGCAGGAUGACCUACUCGUCGUUCAACUCGGGCCGAAACCCGCGUCCCAUGAUGCCGAUGGGCAACUCGCUGUUCUGGCACGAGUACGACGACAGCUGCCUGUACGAGUGUCUGGACGGGAAGGACUGCCGCAGCUUCUUCUGCUGCUACGAGGAGUGCAAGCAGGGCGGCUGGAGGAGGGGCCGCGUCCACGUCAACAUCCGCGAGCUGGACUCCUACUCCCGGGUCUUCUUCCCCACCUCCUUCCUGCUCUUCAACAUCGUGUACUGGGUCAGCUACCUCUACCUCUAG